Messenger RNA from Spizellomyces punctatus DAOM BR117, 1101 nucleotides. RefSeq lists its product as uncharacterized. Lineage: Eukaryota; Fungi; Chytridiomycota; Chytridiomycetes; Spizellomycetales; Spizellomycetaceae. The coding region runs from base 17 to 880 and encodes 287 amino acids. Gene Ontology annotation, cellular component: ribosome. Gene Ontology annotation, molecular function: structural constituent of ribosome. The transcript is spliced from 4 exons. The record is from RefSeq and is a predicted model, not a curated record. Gene Ontology annotation, biological process: translation.
GACAUUCUUGAACAACAUGCUACGACGGAUUGGACGUGUUCAACCGGCCCUUGUGGUCCGCAAUGCGACCAGCGCCAGGGCGCUGCAAACAAGUGUACCAUCGCCCUCAGACGUCACAAGUACAUCCACGCCGCCCACCACCGCCUCCAAAGCUCCCCAAUCCUUCCGCCCAAGCGUUUACCCUCGCAUUCGAGACUUACUCCGAGAUGGCGCUUAUGAAUCGCCGCAAACCCUUCAGCAAACGACCGAUCAGCUUGAGGGUAUCCGACGUGCACAGGAAGCUGUGGCGCAAGGUCGCUAUGCGGUCCUUCAACCAAACUCGACAUCCAAACGUCCGAAGAAGCCUCACCAAGCUUUCCUUGCGCGGCUGAGGGAGGAUGGUGGUGACAAGAUUGUCAGUUUCCGGAAAAACUUUUUGCACACGGAGUACACACGAUUCGUUACCCUGUGCGAUCAGGUCAAAGGUUUGACUCUGGAUCAGGCCUUGCUCCAGAUACGAUGGUUGAGAAAGCCAAUCACCAAAAAGAUGGAGGAAGCUUUAAAGGAGGCAAUUGUGAAAGCAAAGGAGCAGGGCCUCGACUUGAAGAAAACAUUUGUGGCUGAUGCAUACGUAAAGGAGAACGCUGCAAUUCUCCAAUCCCAACUCGUCAAGCGCUAUCUUCGUGGCCGUGGCCGUUACGGCGCGACUCCUCAUCCUGUGACGGCACUCUUGGAAAUUACACUCCAAGAGCGAGAAAAGCCUUUCAGCAUCCGUGACAGUGACCCAUUGGAAUGGCUGCGAGAACGGCUGAGGGACCGCCAACGACCGUUUGUGAAGAGUGCGGAGGAGGUGUACAAUGAUGUGAGAAGCAAAAGACCCAUUAAGCAAGUGUUUUGUUAACAUGGCGGGAGGAGAGGAAACAGGUCGUGUGCAUUACCAUUAAUAGCAAGCAAUAGCUCUGUUUCAUCAAGCAACAAGGAAGGUGCUUACAAUGCAUGUUCAAAUUCAAUUGGUGGACUGGAGAACAUCGAUUGUAUUGUCAAUAUUAUUAGACAGAUGAUAUUUAUCUACAAAACAUUUAUGUAACAGAUACAUGCAAAAAAAAACUACUGAAUGAGGUC